GCUUGCCCUUCCUGGUAACGUUAGCAACGUGACAACAGAUCGUGGUGUAGUGGUCGCUACUGUGUGAAAAUGCAGGAGGAACGCUUUGCUUUUAAUGUGGAGUGGUAUGACCCCAUGGCUGCUCUCCUGCGGCUUUACCAACUGUUCUACUACCCCAAAGAUGGCUCAGUGGAAAUGUUUGAUGUAAAGAACCAGCGAAUAUUUUUGAGAAGGACCAUAUACGACGACCUCCAUCAAGAGGACCUGUUUGUUGGGAACCGAGUGAGCGUUUUGUCACGACAGCUUAAUCUGACUGACUAUGGAGAUCUGUACACAGCAAACAAACUUGGCAGCAAAAAAGAAAGGACUCUUGCUUUGAUAAAGCCAGACGUAGCUACAAAGAUCGGAGAUGUCCUUGAAAUGAUAUACUCCUCCAACCUGAUUGUGACCAAAGCCAAGAUGACAAAGCUCACUUGGAAAGAAGCGGCAGAGUUUUAUGUGGAACAUCAGUCAAAGCCUAUCUUCAAUAACCUGGUGCAGUUUGCGACCUCGGGGCCUGUAGUUGCCAUGGAGCUGAUGGGUGAUGAGGCCAUUUCUACCUGGAGGAAACUCGUGGGACCCACAGACUCGGCUGUGGCACGGAGGGAGGCACCGCAGAGUGCCCGUGCCCAGUUUGGAACAGAUGGCGUCAAAAACAUUGGACACGGCUCUGACUCACUUGCUGCAGCAGCAAAAGAGCUUGAAUUUUUUUUCCCAUCCACAAUUGGCCAUGGUCCCUCUAACACAGCCCUCUGUACAGACUGCACAUGCUGCAUCAUCAAACCUCAUGCCAUAUCAGAAGGUUUGACGGGGAAGAUCCUCAACUCCAUAUCUGCGGCUGGAUUUGAAAUCUCAGCUCUUCAGAUGUUCAAUGUGGACCGAGCCAAUGCAGAAGAAUUCUAUGAAAUUUACAAAGGUGUUGUGACAGAGUAUCUUAGUAUGGUGACCCAGCUAUGUACUGGACCCUGCAUGGUCCUGGAGAUCCGUGGCACCGACGCACCGCAGACAUUCAGGGAGUUCUGUGGACCUGCUGAUCCAGAAAUUGCACGGCACCUUCGUCCAGCCACACUGCGUGCUCUCUACGGCAAAGACAAAGUGAAGAACGGCGUCCACUGCACAGACCUCCCCGAGGACGGUGUUCUAGAGGUGCAGUAUUUCUUCAAGAUUUUGGACGGAUGAGCAGAAGAGGAAACACUCACUUCAAACACAAAGACUUGAGAGUUGUCUGUUUAUUGUUUCAGCCUUAUGCAGAUUAAAUAGUGACAAGAGCAGACUCCUGACAAGUGUUUUGAUCUUCAACACUGAAUUAAGUAUUUUCACACCAACUACACAUCUUAUUACAUGGGAUACUGCAUUGCCUCUGAUAUUCUCUAACCUUUUGACCAGCGACUUUGGUAUUGGAUUCAUACAUUACACUUUGAAAAAAAAAUGUACAACUGCAUAAAUAUAAAAUUCUU
Limanda limanda (common dab) is the source of this 1475-nucleotide messenger RNA. It is a transcript of the gene nme7, whose product is annotated as NME/NM23 family member 7. The transcript is spliced from 12 exons. Gene Ontology annotation, molecular function: nucleoside diphosphate kinase activity; ATP binding. NCBI's taxonomy places the organism in Eukaryota, Metazoa, Chordata, Actinopteri, Pleuronectiformes, Pleuronectidae. Bases 70 to 1197 code for a protein of 375 amino acids. Gene Ontology annotation, cellular component: centrosome. The record is from RefSeq and is a predicted model, not a curated record. Gene Ontology annotation, biological process: CTP biosynthetic process; GTP biosynthetic process; UTP biosynthetic process.